Messenger RNA from Thyridium curvatum, 831 nucleotides. RefSeq lists its product as uncharacterized. The transcript has a single exon. The record is from RefSeq and is a predicted model, not a curated record. Bases 1 to 831 code for a protein of 276 amino acids. NCBI's taxonomy places the organism in Eukaryota, Fungi, Ascomycota, Sordariomycetes, Thyridiales, Thyridiaceae.
AUGAGCAUUAAAAUCAAGGCGAAUUGCUAUCGGGGUGGAUAUGAGGAGGGCACCAUGACCCCGAAAUGCUGCGAGCAUGGGGGAGUGUACAGAGUUGUAGACAAGUGUGGUUGCGUCCUCUUUGAGGAAUUGACUGGACUGCAACAUGACUUGUGCGGUGAAUGCAAAAUCCAAAUGAAGGAUGAUGCUGUGAGAGAGGCCCGUAAGAUGGAGAGGGCACUGCGCUGUGAAGAGCAACGCCGAGAAACCAAGGCAGCUCAACAGCUUGAGCGUGAUAUGAGACUCGAGGAGGAGCCCGGCCCUUUCCGGAAGUUUUUGGGAAAGAAGCAGAAGCGCAAGCCAUCUCCUUUCAUUGGCUCCUUCGACCAGCUUCCUCAUCACCCAACUCCAGAGGAUCUGCGUUCGGACGAAGACCUGUCUCGCUCUGUUCCACAAGACCGAGGCUGCGGAAAGAGGACACCUAUGCACCGUCAGAUUCUCCAGGCCCAGCGCGAUGCUACCCUCUCAGGCACUCCAGUGGUGUCUCAACUCUCUGUCUCGACUGGGAACAGAAUUAGGAAGAAGUACCUUACGUACAAUCCUGCCCGUGGCGGAGCAGCCCCUGUGGACGAGCGGACUUUGUCAUGGAGAGCGAAAUCCGAGACUGCUCCGCCCACCCUGCCCAAGGAGAAUGACGCCGUGAUCUCGUCAGCGAGUGUGGUGGACCAGGCCCUGUACAGGACCUCAAAGGUGGACGACACCUUCUUCCCCCCCUGGACCAUGGCAAGAGGGAUCCACCCCGGCGUCGUGAAGCCCACCGCUUCAGCUGCCAUGGCGUCCGAAGAUGCCUAG